AUGAGAAGCCUUAUUUUGGUUCUUGUGGUUAUUGCUGCCGCCAUCGCCUACUCGGUUCACAAAACCGAACUUUCACCCGAUGACCAACUCUUGGUUCGAGUUACCAGAAAGAGCGACAAGGAGUCGUCCGAGUCCAGUUCCAAGGAAGAAACUGAAACUGAAAAGAAGGACAAGAAGGAUGAUGAUUCCGUUGAGGAAGGAUCAGGCACUGAGAUGAAACGCAUCAAGAGGAAGGCCAAAGAAGACUCAUCGUCUUCGGAGGAGGAAGGUAGCGGGGAAGAAAAGGUUGAUGGCGAACCUCCUGUAGAAGGUUCAGGAGAGUUGAUAACUUCCGGUGUAGUACGAGUAGUACGAGAGGUUUCUGCUAGCAGCGAGGAAUCGUCGGGUGAUGCUCCUUCUCGUCAGAGUCGUGCCCUUGAGGGAUCAGGAGAGGACUUAACUCCUGCUAAAGUUGAACAUGAAGUUGAAGGAUCGGGAGAGGAACUGACCGAGGCUCGAUUCGUGCGCGAACUUGAAGGAUCUGGUGCCGAGGAGUAA
This is a messenger RNA of Haemonchus placei, 537 nucleotides long. Lineage: Eukaryota; Metazoa; Nematoda; Chromadorea; Rhabditida; Trichostrongylidae. The record is from the annotation of a GenBank genome assembly.